AUGUCAGAACCCACAAAACCGCGUGGCCGCGAGCCAACGGCGAUUGAAGGCCCAGCUGUCCCUCAAGAUGAGGGUCCCGACGCGAACUACAAAGCCAAAGCUGAGGUUCUCAACCACGCAAUCCAGACGAUCGGCAUGGGCCGAUACCAAUGGCAGCUCUUCGUGGUGAUCGGAUUCGGCUGGGCGAGCGACAACUUGUGGCCGAUCGUUACCUCUCUGAUUCUCCCUGCAGUCUCAAAUGAGUUCCAUCCCUCGAAAGCGCCGUUGUUGACACUCGCGCAAAACAUCGGGUUACUGGUCGGUGCUGUGUUCUGGGGAUUUGGAUGCGAUAUCUUCGGUCGCAGAUGGGCGUUCAACUUGACGAUUGGAAUCACGGCGGUAUUUGGCAUGGUCGCAGCGGGGUCGCCCAAUUUUGCGGCCAUUUGUACCUUUGCGGCUUUGUGGUCUGUCGGCGUCGGUGGGAAUCUCCCGGUUGACUCCGCUAUCUUCCUCGAGUUCUUACCUGGAUCGCAUCAGUACCUGUUGACUAUCUUGUCGAUUGACUGGGCUUUCGCGCAAGUGGUCGCCAAUUUGAUUGGCUGGCCGCUGCUUGGGUAUAGGACUUGUGGUUCGGCAGAAGGGUGUACGAAAGCUGACAACAUGGGAUGGCGAUGGUUCAUGAUUGUGAUGGGUGGCAUUGCGAUAAUCAUGUUCGUCGGUCGGUUUGUGUUCUUCACGAUUUUCGAGUCUCCCAAGUACCUCAUGGGAAAGGGGAGGAAUGAGCAGGCCGUGGAUGUUGUGCACGAAGUUGCGAGGAGGAAUGGGAAAACCUCAGAUUUGACGAAAACUGAGCUCGACGCGUUCGACCAUGGUGAGAUACAGCAUUUUAGCGCGGCAAACAUCCUCCGCCAACGCCUAGAAACUGUGCGGUUUGAUCAUGUCCGCGCUCUCUUCGACACACGCAAGCGAGCAUGGGCUACAACCUUGAUCAUCCUUGUCUGGGCAUUCAUUGGUCUCGGGUUCCCACUAUACAAUGCGUUCCUCCCAUACAUCCAGCAAUCCCGAGGUGCGGAAUUCGGUGAUGGGUCGACAUACAUCACAUAUCGCAACUCGUUGAUUAUUGCCGUUAUGGGAAUUCCAGGCUGCCUGCUUGGUGGAGUGCUGGUCGAACUACCUGGCUUCGGGCGGAAGGGUGCACUUAGCAGUUCGACUGCUAUAACUGGGGCCUUCCUUCUUGCGUCAACAACAGCUACUACAUCAAAUGCCCUGCUGGGCUGGAACUGCGCCUUUAAUUUCAUGAGCAGUCUCAUGUACGCCGUGUUGUACGCCUACACCCCCGAGAUAUUCCUCACCAAGGACCGCGGUACCGGCAACGCAUUAACCGCGUCUGCAAAUCGAAUUUUUGGUAUCAUGGCUCCUAUAAUUGCCAUGUUCGCUGAUCUCACAACCGCCGCUCCCGUUUAUGUUAGCGGGGCGCUGUUUAUCGCAGCAGGCAUGCUUGUUCUGUUGAUGCCAUAUGAGUCCCGCGGAAAGGCGAGUCUUUGA
This is a messenger RNA of Penicillium mononematosum, 1524 nucleotides long. Its product is annotated as putative sugar transporter. Gene Ontology annotation, biological process: transmembrane transport. Gene Ontology annotation, molecular function: transmembrane transporter activity. Bases 1 to 1524 code for a protein of 507 amino acids. The record is from RefSeq and is a predicted model, not a curated record. The transcript has a single exon. Lineage: Eukaryota; Fungi; Ascomycota; Eurotiomycetes; Eurotiales; Aspergillaceae.